Molecule: messenger RNA, 607 nt
Organism: Cuscuta campestris
Lineage: Eukaryota; Viridiplantae; Streptophyta; Magnoliopsida; Solanales; Convolvulaceae
Source: the annotation of a GenBank genome assembly
CUAUAUUCCAACCACUAUUUGAGAGCAUCUAUAAAUUGAAGAGAUCAUAAACACGUAGGGGAGGAGAGCAUCCCUAGAGAUGACCAAUAGGGCAAGGAUUGACGAGGGCCUGAUGUUCGACCAUCUCUUUACAUUAGUGGAUGGAGUCUAGAGAGAGGGCAUUCCCGGUAGCUGCCCGUAGUACCAAUCGGCUCUUCUCAGAGGUUUUGAAGGGAGACAAUAAAGUCUAUGGGCAAAUCAAAAUGGAGGGUUACAAUGGAGCAGUUCUUACGUUCACCAACAAGGAAAUCCAGGUGCUGUCGUCAAAGUACAAGUAUGCUGUGGUUGGAAGAAUGGCCAAAUUUAUUGCCAACAACAGCAUUGCAGAGUCUCUCAAGAGGUCAAGGUUUGGGAGGGUUCAAAGUCAGCAUCCUAACUCGCUUCCAGGUGCAAGGAAGAAGCUAUAGAGGAGUCUACUCUGCUGCAUGGGCCUACUACUCAGUACUCACUUUAUUUGUAAGUCCAGAAAUCAUUGCUUAUUUUGAAGGAGAGGUAUCGAUGUUGAAGAAGCUUUUGCUCAUGUUAAAUUCAAACUUUGUUCCUAUAUUAAUAAUAGUAGAUCCAAUAC